AUGGCACAACCCCAAAACGUUUCCGCCAAGUCAGUGGAAGUGAAGAACAAUCUCACGCAGAGACAUCCGAACGACUUCAUGUCCAUCAUGCAACAACCUACCUUCCAGCUUCUGAACGGGAUUCCUUCGAUGUUGAACGGCAUUCAGCUCCCAGGUCACAGCCAGAAGGGGUUGCAAAAUGACAUCAUCAACUUGUUGAAGCCGCGAGGAAAUGCGCAGUUGAGCCCUCAGGAACUCAGGAAAGGUUUCGAUUUCUGGACAGAGGAAGAGAACACAAGGUUUGUUAACGCCAUCGACUCACAAAAGUUCCCUCCCGAUUUCUCGAUCUUAGCUGCCAAAGUUGGAAACAAAACAGUUGAGCAAUGCCAGAGUUACGCGCGAUUCUACUUCGAAGCGCUCAAGCAUUUCAGAAAACUCCCUCCCGCGCCGGGGAAAGGGAAUUUGCACAUCAAAGCAGCCGAUGUAUACAACUUCCUUGGCAUUGGAAUGGCCUACAAAGAAUUUCUAUCUACUCAGAACUCGAGCUCUCCUCUCAAGACGCUCACGACCAGUUUUGUGCCAAGCACACCAUCGCUUUCAAGCUUCACAGACGGCUUUUCAAUAUCCAAGCCAAAGGUUGAACAAGAGACUCAAAGCAGCAGCAAGGGAUCCAUCGACUUCCUUUGUCCCACAUCCAUACCUUCUAUGUCCGACCCAAACUCCAGAAAUGUCAAACCGGGAGCAAACAAGAAUAUGAUGAGUCCCAAAAAUGAUGUAUGGACUUGGCCGGCGUCAACGACACCUCAAGCAUCCAACAGAGGAGCGAAACCUUACAAUGGAAACCAUCUCCCUGCCCUCUCAUCGUCGCAAAUGCAGCCCUCAUCAGACGAAUACACCAUCAAGAAGGAGGAGGGGGUCUCGAAUUCGAGCACUGACGCUAUGGGCCAGCAUGACUUCAACGAGGCCGAUGCAGACGCACGGGCUAUGGCAGAGGAUAGGAAGGAAAUUCUGGACAACGGGGACUCAACCUGGCCCUCCUCAGAGGCAGGCCUCAUGGAUGACGAUGCUUCCAAGCCAAUGGCGAUAAAAAGGAGGCGGCCGGAGUCUCCAACCAGAGAGAAGGAAAGAGAGAUCGACAAGAAUCGCAUCAACAAACGAGACAUGUGGACUUACGCCUGCAUGCAGCAAGCCCCUGCUACUAAGGAAGAGAAAGAGGCUCAAGAAAAAGAAGAGAACAUCCUGGACGUCAAGAAUCCCUGGGAUUGGACCAGGAAACUGAUCAUCAAGAGCAGCGGCUAUUCAAACUGGUGGCCGCACUUCAUCGAGUACGUUAUCCUCUCCAAGAGAGAAGUGGGCGAUGACAUCCGAACGAUCCGGGACAAGGCUCCUCCUCCUCCUGAGUCGAAGUCUGAAAGACGCGGUGAUGACCGGGAGACAAAGAGACCCAGGAAGGAUGCUCCUGUGCACGAGUGGGUGUACAACGGAUGCAUGGUGGAGGUGAAGUGGGAAGGAGACUGGUGGCACGCAAAAGUGAAGAAGAUGAAACCACCAAAAGGCGGCGAGGGGCUGGAGAAGCUGUACGUGACGUAUGUCGGUGGCACAGAGGACGAGGACGAGUGGGUUCCCAUCUCCAAGGUGAGAGCGCCAAGGGAAGAUGUUGACGAGAAGCUUCUCAAGGUGACGCUGAUGCCCCCCAAACCUUAUUGCCUGCUCUCUCACUGUGCGCUAGAACAAACGUCGAUCCAGUGGGAACAGCAGGAGGAAAUGAGGGGCUUUGCUGUAAACUGUUGGGGACGACGCUUGGAAUCACGAUUAACGACACGCACCGAGGCUACUUUGAUGUAA
Molecule: messenger RNA, 1824 nt
Organism: Guillardia theta CCMP2712
Lineage: Eukaryota; Cryptophyceae; Pyrenomonadales; Geminigeraceae
Exons: 15
Coding region: 1-1824 (607 amino acids)
Source: RefSeq, a predicted model, not a curated record